Molecule: messenger RNA, 737 nt
Organism: Aspergillus saccharolyticus JOP 1030-1
Lineage: Eukaryota; Fungi; Ascomycota; Eurotiomycetes; Eurotiales; Aspergillaceae
Exons: 1
Coding region: 182-574 (130 amino acids)
Source: RefSeq, a predicted model, not a curated record
CUCUACGGAGGAGCUCCAUCUCACUCCUUGUGACCCCCUCGCAGUCACUCAUCGAUCUGGAGUGGAAAUAUUCACUACCGGUCGAAAUGCUUUAUCCGCCAUAUUGGCUCGCUAGCCGUGGGGUGGGUCAAUUAAAUCAGGGGAGCAUAUAAAUACUUCUGCUGAAGCGCAUGCCGAAUUCAUGGUUAUCUUCGAGAAGGAAGAACAGAGUCUUCGUCAAGGAGGGAACAAAACCUUUGGCCUGGCAAGCUUCAUGAGGAAAAGGUGGGAUAUAGGGGAUUUUUGGUAUUCUCAUGCCCCUGAAAUCCCCAGAGGCUUAUUAUAUAUUAUAUUCAUAAACCAUAUACCACAGAGAUUCAAGAAACCGCAUGACGCUGAGAUGGUUGAGUUUGAGCGAACCAUCACAUCAUAUUGGGCGCCGAACAUACAGAAGUUCCUUGAUGAUGGGAAGAUGAAAGACAAAGAGGUUUACGAGACAGCCUUCGCGACGCUUUCGCAGCCGUUCAAGCAAGCACACGUAUCGUUAUUCUGGCUUAUCCCCUUCCGCGUCAGGCCUUUGGCUUGCUGCCCGUGAAGAUUCUUCCUAGAUUAGCUACUUUCUAAGAAUUAUAGCUAACUAUAAAAUCAAGAUUACGAUAUACCAAGCAUAAGCUUAACAUAGGCUAAAAUUGCUCACCGCCAUCGGGACAGAAUCAAAGACUACGUACAAGUUGUAGCGGAUCGCCCCGAGCUAUAUA